UCUGAGCUUGCAGCAAAGCUAGGGCAGAGGAUUGGCUAGUUGUCCCGGGGCUCAGAGGACUUUCUCCGGGGAUCCGCGGCUGCGAUCGAGGUGGUUCGGGCUGGCUUGGGGCUGCGCGUGGCCCGCCUUGGGCAACCAGAACACGACAAUGGGCACCCCAGCCUCUGUGGUGAGUGAGCCUCCCCUUUGGCAGGCUCCCACGGAGGCCCGGGGCCGCAAGCAGGCCUCAGCCAACAUCUUCCAGGAUGCUGAGCUAUUGCAGAUCCAGGGCCUGUUUCAGCGCAGUGGGGACCAGCUGGCCGAGGAGCGGGCCCAGAUCAUUUGGGAGUGUGCGGGGGACCACCGGGUGGCAGAGGCCCUGAGGAGGCUGCGCAGGAAAAGGCCCCCCAGGCAGAGGCCCCUGGCCACAUCCUUGCAUCACUGCAGCCGGCUCAGCAGAAUCCCAGAGCCUUGUUCUCCACCUGCCAAUCCACAGAGCAGUGUCACAGAGACAACUUCCAGCGAGCAACAGCAGAACUCCAGGAGGACAAGUGCCAGGGCCCGGCGGAGCUGGAGAAAGCCAAGCCCCACAGCCUACCUUCACCAGAUCAGACACUGAUCCAGGCAAGAGGCCAGGAGCGGCAGGAUCUUCCCUAAGGAGUCAUGGGACUGUGGCCAAAGGGCCUGGGGAGGUGAAGGAAACUGAAGGCAGGCAGCCCUACGCAGGUAAACGAAAGGCACAGGCCUGCUCAACUGGGAACAGGGCUGCUCUGUCUACUGGGUUAUGCACUGCAUGAGACCCACUGCUUGUGUUUCAGACCUUCCUAACACUACAUGGGCUGCAUAGUUCUCUGGGAGCGACAGGCACUCAGGCGUAGCAUCUGAGCACUUCUGUCACUAACCAGUCCACUGGCUACUACUGCACUCAUGAUCCAGCAGCUUGUUCCCAUGCCCAUGCCAUCAGGCCAGCGUAAGAAAACCCGUUUAAGUGACAAUAAAAACAUUUGCACCAAGAACCCUGUGAGUCUGUCCUAAAAGGGGAAAGUCCAAGUAGAGACCAGAGGCAGAAGGGAGUAGCUCCCCAUGAAGGAGAAAUCGGGGCUGGACUCUGCUGGUUCCUCACCCCAUGUCCUGGAGUCGCUGUGCGGCAGCCUCCUUCUGCAGAAGCUGCUGGGUCAGGAACAAAGAAGGGGCAGCUGCUGUGGCCAGCCCCACACAACCAGCAAAGGGCCCUUGCUUGAAUCUGUAGUCUUAAGGAGUGAGCACCAGCACUUCUGGGAGGCUUCUUCAUCCCUAGGGGUCGAUCAUCCCAAGGGAGGGCAAAAGAUGGGCCAAUCAUUCUAAACACCUCUGCUAGCCUAGGUUCUCCAUGGCCUCGCAGCCUUGAGGUGAAGGCUUUUUCCUACUUUCCUGGCUAUCCCUCAGAGGCUUGCCAACAUUCCCCUCCUUCCCACCCUUCCGACCUGCCACAUUAUCCCAACACCAUUCAAAAUAA
Molecule: messenger RNA, 1474 nt
Organism: Octodon degus (degu)
Lineage: Eukaryota; Metazoa; Chordata; Mammalia; Rodentia; Octodontidae
Gene: Avpi1
Product: arginine vasopressin induced 1
Exons: 3
Coding region: 149-598 (149 amino acids)
Source: RefSeq, a predicted model, not a curated record